AGACUGUUAACUGACGAUGUCACCUCUUGCCAUAACCUCCAAUUAGCAAACUACCCUUUUCUCUUCUUUCUUCUUCUUUUUGGCUUUACAGCCACCAACUCCACCGAAGCACACGCGCCAGUAACUGCGUCUUGUGCUCUGAAAAGCGCUCUGUCUCUCUCUCUCUUUCUCAAGUGCUCCCUCCUUCCACUCGGUUCCUUUAAGGUUCCUACAGUUUCCCACAAGACAAGCACACACAAACACCCAACUCUGCCUCGGUCUCCGUGCAAGGUAAUAUGAGUCGUCUCGCUCCGGUUUCUGAAGAGCCCAUCGACGAGGAGAGCAUCAGGAGCUGCUCCAAGAGAGGCCGGUCAUGGAGGCACUGGCUCAGGACCCACCUGUCAUUCGCGUUCAACAAGAACACCAAUCACCUCAAGGUCCUCCUCAGCGUCCUGGGUUGCCCUCUUUUCCCCGUCUCCGUCCAUCAAAGGACGCCAGUCAAUGAGGUGUCAUCCUCAGCACAGUACAUCGUACAGCAUUUUACGGCCGCUACAGGCUGCCGGAAGCUGGAUGGGCACGUGAAGAACGUGUUCGUCACAGGAAAAGUCACGAUGGCGAUGACAGAGGAGGUUGGACCAAGCGGAGCAGCAGCGGGCGCCACUGCUGCCAUGGCGAGCAGCGUUUCACAGCAAAAGGGAUGCUUCGUGAUGUGGCAAAUGUUGCCCGACAAGUGGCUCAUAGAGCUGGUGUUGGGCGACCAGAAGGUCGUGGCUGGCAGCAAUGGCAGCGUGGCUUGGCGGCACACGCCGUGGCUCGGCGCACACACCGCGAAGGGCAGUGUCCGACCUCUCCGGCGAGCUCUUCAGGGACUAGAUCCGGUAACGAUAGCAGCCGUAUUCUCUACGUCGGAAUACAUGGGAGAGAAGAAGAUCGGGGAUGUGGAUUGCUUCGUCCUCAAACUGUCUGCAGAUCAGGCGGACUUGUCCGACCGGAGCGACAGCACAGCGGAGACGAUCAAGCACGUCGCUUUCGGGUACUUCAGCCAAAAGAAUGGACUCUUGGUGUACUUAGAGGACUCUUAUUUGACAAGGAUACAAUCCCCCGGGACACGCCCCAUGUACUGGGAGACCUCGAUGGCCACUCAGAUCCGGGACUACCGUGAAGUGGAUGGCGUUAUGAUCGCUCACUCAGGCCAAUCGAGUGCGAUCAUCACGCGAUUUGGAGAUGGUCGUCUACGAGCAGGCCCGGAAAUCACUCGGUUGGAAGAAACGUGGAUCAUCGAUGAUUUCGCAUUCAACGUGCCUGGUCUGUCUGUGGACAGCUUCAUUCCACCAAAGGAUGUGAGGAAGGACCAUUUUCCAUUAGAUGAUGAUUGGAAAUCAGCAUUAGACUGAUACAUAUGUUUUUUCCGUUGAGUGUUAAAGAGGGAAGGUGCGCCUCAUUCAGAGUCACCGGCUGACAAAAUUGAACGUCGCUAAUUCAUUUUGGGCCUUUGUGAGUAUAGUGAUUAUGUACAAAACUGCUUCCAAAGCCUUUUUUGUGGUCCUAUUUUGGUACGGACCAAAAUCUUAAAGCAGAUUUAUAAGAUCGCUAGCUCUUAAGCAGAUA
Eucalyptus grandis is the source of this 1587-nucleotide messenger RNA. RefSeq lists its product as uncharacterized. The record is from RefSeq and is a predicted model, not a curated record. The coding region runs from base 276 to 1373 and encodes 365 amino acids. The transcript is spliced from 3 exons. Lineage: Eukaryota; Viridiplantae; Streptophyta; Magnoliopsida; Myrtales; Myrtaceae.